AUGGACGUGGUAGCCGGUGCCAUGGGAAGGCUGCUCCCCAAACUGGGUGAGCUGCUCAUGGAGGAGUACAACUUGAACAAGCGUGUCAAGAAAGACAUCGAGUUCCUACGUAAGGAGCUUGAGAGCAUGCAUGUUGCCCUCGUCAAGGUUGGUGAGGUACCGCGGGACCAGCUCGACAAACAAGUCAAGCUCUGGGCCGAUGAGGUCAGGGAUCUCUCCUACGACAUGGAGGAUGUGGUUGACAAGUUCCUUGUACGCAUUCACGGGAUUGCACCCCAUGACAACACCAAGAGAUUCAAGGGUGUCAUGAGGAAGAUGAUCGGCUUGUUCAAGAAAGGCAAGAAUCACCAUCUAAUCGCUCACGCCAUCAAGGACAUCAAGGAGCAACUCCAGGAGGUGGCUGCUAGGCGUGACAGGAACAAGGUCGAUGCUAUUGCUCCUAGUCCCGCAAUUGCUAUUGAUCCUCGUCUUAGGGCUAUGUACACAGAAGAGACAGAGCUUGUUGGCAUCUAUGGGAAGAAGGAUCAGGACCUCUUAAGGUUGCUCUGCAUGGACAACGAUGACACAUCUAAUAAGAGACUGAAGAAGAUCUCCAUUGUUGGAUUUGGAGGAUUGGGCAAGACCACUCUUGCUAGAGCAGUAUACGAGAAGAUCAAAGUUCGUUUUGAUUGUCGAACAUUUGUCCCUGUCGGUCGAAACCCUGACAUCAAGAAGGUUUUUAGGGAUAUUCUUAUUGAUCUUGGCAACUCUAGCUCAGAUCUUGCCAUAUUGGAUGAAAGACAACUUAUCAACAAGCUUCGUGAAGUCCUGGAGAACAAGAGGUACCUCGUCAUAAUUGACGAUAUAUGGGAUGAAAACUUGUGGAAAGACAUCAAUGUUGCUUUCUCUAACACGAACAAUCUAGGCAGUCGGCUAAUCACCACAACCCGCAUUUUCAAUGUCUCCAAAUCUUGUUGCUCGUCGGCUGAUGAUUCAGUUUAUGAAAUAAAACCUCUCUCUACUAUUGAUUCCAGAAGGCUCUUCCAUAAAAGAAUAUUUCCAGGAGAGAAUGGAUGUCCAAAUGAAUUUGAACAAGUGUCUAAAGAUAUUUUGAAGAAAUGUGGUGUGGUACCACUAGCCAUAAUUACUAUAGCUAGUGCUUUGGUUGGUGACCAAAAGGUGAAACCAAAGCGUGAGUGGGAUAUUCUACUCCAAUCUCUUGGCUCUGGACUAACAGAAGAUAACAGUUUAGCGGACAUGCGGAGAAUACUAUCUUUCAGCUAUUAUGAUCUACCUUCGCAUCUUAAAACGUGUCUAUUGUACCUAUGUAUAUAUCCAGAAGAUAGGAAGAUUGAUAGAGAUACACUAAUAUGGAAGUGGGUGGCCGAAGGAUUUGUCCACCGUGGAAAGCAAGGGACUAGCAUGUUUUUGCUUGGAUUAAAUUACUUCAAUCAGCUCAUUAAUAGAAGUAUGAUCCUGCCAAUAUAUAAUAUUAUAGGCCAGAUAUAUGCUUGUCAUGUACACGAUAUGGUUCUAGACCUUAUCUGCAACUUGUCAUAUGAAGCAAAGUUUCUUAAUGUAUUGGAUGGCACUGGGAAUAGCAUGUCUUCACAAAGUAAUGUUCGUCGUUUGUCCCUUCAGAAUAGAAAUGAAGAUCAUUCAGCCGAAGCUCUCACAAAUAUCAUAAGUAUGUCUCGAGUGAGGUCAAUUACUAUCUUUCCACCUGCUGUUAGUAUCAUGCCAGGUCUAUCAAGGUUUGAAGUUCUGCGUGUACUUGAUCUGUCAGGCUGUCAUCUGGAAAAAAGUAGCAGCCUGCAGCUUAACCUCAAGGGUGUUGGACACUUAAUACACCUAAGGUACCUAGGUCUAGCACGUACUAAAAUUAGUGAACUCCCGGCUGAGAUAGGAAACCUGCUGUUUUUGGAGGUGUUGGACCUUGAAUGCAAUUACAAGCUACGUGAACUGCCGUCCACCUUUUGCAAGUUGAGAAGAUUAAUCUUCCUACGUGUUCAUAUGUGUGAGGUUGCUCCGGGUGUGUUGCAGAAUCUUAAAUCCAUCGAAGUGUUGUGGUAUAUCAAGACAUCUCUGAACAUUUUUGUGCAAGAGCUGGGAAACCUAGCAAUGCUUAGGGAGCUUGGUAUUUGCUUCAAGGAUGGUAGUUUGGAUUUGUAUGAAGGUUUUGUGAAGUCUCUGUGCAACCUACAGCACAUCGAAAGCCUAACUAUUUCUUCCAAUUUCAGAAAAGCAUCUUUUGAACUGAUGGAUCUCUUGGGAAAACACUGGGUGCCUCCUGUACAUCUCCGUGAAUUUCUGUCACACAUGCCUAUUCAACUAUCUACAGUGCGAGGGUUGAUAAAAAGAGACCCCUCGCAUCUCUCGAACCUCUUUGAGUUAAUCCUCCGGUCAGUCAAGGAAGUGCAGCAGGAGGACCUGGGAGUCAUUGGGGGGUUGCUAUCCCUUCGUCGUCUCUUCAUACAGACCACCCAACAAACACAACGGCUGCUAGUCAUCGAUGCGACUGGAUUCUCCUGUCUGUUACAGUUUGAGUUGAAUUGUGGAUCAGCAGCGCAGAUAGUGUUUGAACGAGGAGCUAUGCCAAGGGCGGAAGAUGUUAGGUUCAGCCUCGGCGUGCGGGUGGCGAAAGAGGAUGGUAACUGCAGAUUCGACUUGGGCGUGCGGGGAAACCUGCUCUCUCUUCGGCGGCCCGUCUAUGUUGAUGUGUAUUCUGCUUUCGAUGUGGGCGUGCGGUUCCUGCGUUAUGUCUGUUACAUGUAUUGUGGUGGAGUGACGGUUGGGGAGGCAAAGGAAGCAAAGGCUUUGGUGAGGCACGCGUAUCCUAAUCAUCGGGAUAUUGAUAUUCUUAUGAGGCCAGAUAUACUGGAAGACGCUCCUGAUGAUGAUAUCUGUGAGGAAGAAGAAGAGGAUUGA
This is a messenger RNA of Triticum dicoccoides, 2907 nucleotides long. Its product is annotated as disease resistance protein RGA5-like. Gene Ontology annotation, molecular function: ADP binding. NCBI's taxonomy places the organism in Eukaryota, Viridiplantae, Streptophyta, Magnoliopsida, Poales, Poaceae. Gene Ontology annotation, biological process: defense response to other organism. Bases 1 to 2907 code for a protein of 968 amino acids. The transcript is spliced from 3 exons. The record is from RefSeq and is a predicted model, not a curated record.